GGCUAGAGGAGCUGGGCGAGAGGGCUUUUCUCCGGGGGUAAGUUCGUGUCCAGUCUUCCUUGGCGAAAUCCCGGCAGCGCCAGCGCCAGCGCCAGCGUCCUUCUCUCUCGCAUCGUCGUCGCAUCGUUCCAUCGCAUCAAUCUGUUCUUAAGGUGAAAUAUCUGGAAGGAGUAGCUGUUCUGGGGGAUUGGAUUGCUUUCCUGGAGUGCCGCUGCAUUACACUCUCCCUCUUUUCAUUGCCGGGUUUUAGGUCGCGAGGUUUUCUUUCUUCCUGUAUCGACAAAAUGGCAACGAGGGCUGUGUGUAGAAGCGUCCAGUUUUGCAAGCUCCCAACCGCCGUCAUUUUUUUUUCUACAGGGAAAGGAAAAAAAGUUUGAAGGUUUGUGAAAAAUGGCUAGUGAAACAGAUGAGAAUUCGGUGAUUGCUAUGCUCUAUGAGUAUGGGGAACGACUUAGUAACUCGGAAGACAAGUCGAAGAAUGAAAGUGACUACCUCGGUAUCAUAGAAGCAGCAAAGUCUAAAGGAAAGGUGAAGCAGCUCGCCGCGCAGCUGAUUCCUCGCUACUUCAAGUACUUCCCCAACUUGUCGGUCCGGAGCCUGGAAGCACAGCUCGAUUUAUGCGAGGAAGAGGAGCUUGGGAUUACUGUUCAAGCUGUCAGAGGACUAGCCACAAUUUGCAAGGAUUCGAAAGAUUUGCUUCCAAAAGUCGCGGAUGUGUUGGGGCAACUGCUGAUUACAGAAGAACCACUUGAGAAGGAUGCUGUUCAGAAAGCUCUCAUGUCCAUCUUAAGACAAGAUGCCAAAGCUACUCUUACGGCACUGUUUAAGCACGUUGAAAACAGCGACGAGAACCUCCGCGAGAAAGUCUUGGCUUUCAUCCGUGAGAAGGUAUUCCCUUUAAAGAAUGACCUCCUUCAACCGCAAGAAGAAAUGGAGCGUCACGUAACGGAUCUAAUAAAGAAGAGCCUACAAGAUGUUACAGGAGCAGAGUUUAAAAUGUUCAUGGAGUUCCUUAAGAGUCUUAGCAUUUUUGGCGAGAAAGCUCCGCAAGAGCGCGUGCAGGAGCUUUUGGAAAUUGUAGAGUCGCAGGCUGAUUUGGAUUCGCAGUUCAAAGUAGAGGACACCGAUCACAUUGACCGCUUAAUGGCGUGUUUGUUCAUGUCGCUUCCUUUCUAUGCGAGGGGUGCUUCAAACAGCAAGUUCCUGAACUAUAUCAACAAGUCGUUGUUUCCUGCCUUCGAUAAGCUACCAGAAGACAAGAAAACUGAGUUGCUAAAGAAAAUUGCCGAGAGUGUGCAAUUCUCGUCGGCGCAAGAUGCCAGGAAUCUUCUGCCUACCAUCUUGCAAUUGUUGAAGAAGUACAUGCCGAAAAGGAAAACAACGGAAGAGUUCAACUAUCUGCAUGUAGAAUGCCUGCUGUAUGCGUUUCACCAGCUUGCACAUAAGUCGCCAAAUUCUACAAAUAGCCUUUGUGGAUAUAAGAUCGUGACUGGCCAACCAUCUGACCGUCUCGGGGAAGAUUUCACCGACCUUUACAAGGACUUCAUUGAGAGGCUGGAAGUUGCGGAAAGCCUUUCGAAAUCCACGCUGAAAAAAUUGACGCAAGGGAUGACUAAAGUACCAGCUGCCAAAGACGAGAACGCAAAAGCAGAAGAAAAAGCGAAAAAAGUAGCAUUAGGGGUUGGACUGAGAUCCUGCAACAACAUCACGAAGCUGAUAACGCCUUUGAAACAAAAAACACCAGAGUUCCUCGGCGGCCCAAAGAACUUCAAUCCCUCGUGGAAGGAGGCGGCUAAGCCCGCCGCAGCCGCAGCCACAGCAACACAGGCUUCCACGCCAGCCAAUUCGGGAGCCAAGCGUCCAGCAGCUGCAAACAAUGGAGCGACCACAAAGAGGGCUCGAGGCGAGCAACAUCAACACCAACAGCGUCAACCCGAGCAGCAGCACCUCGUCAACAAGGCCUUCGCCGGAAUCUCUCGAGGCGGAGGUGGUGGUGGCGGCGGAAGGAGGCAGUGGCGAGCUGGUCGUGGGAGAGGCAGGAACUACUAUUGAGCGAGGUCCGUCUUUAUCACUCCUUGGUUUUUCGAAGAAAACGAGACGAGACAGGAAUUUACAGGAAAGUAUUCCAUCCGUUAAAAGACUAACAAAGCAAUCGUAGCAAGGCUUUUUCCGGUGAAGAGAAGCUGCUGUCAUUUCUCUCA
Selaginella moellendorffii is the source of this 2201-nucleotide messenger RNA. Its product is annotated as apoptosis inhibitor 5-like protein API5. Bases 391 to 2052 code for a protein of 553 amino acids. Gene Ontology annotation, cellular component: nucleus. Gene Ontology annotation, molecular function: mRNA binding. Lineage: Eukaryota; Viridiplantae; Streptophyta; Lycopodiopsida; Selaginellales; Selaginellaceae. The record is from RefSeq and is a predicted model, not a curated record. The transcript is spliced from 16 exons. Gene Ontology annotation, biological process: regulation of programmed cell death.